Messenger RNA from Exophiala viscosa, 2370 nucleotides. Its product is annotated as arginine metabolism regulation protein II. Bases 1 to 2370 code for a protein of 789 amino acids. Gene Ontology annotation, cellular component: nucleus. Lineage: Eukaryota; Fungi; Ascomycota; Eurotiomycetes; Chaetothyriales; Herpotrichiellaceae. Gene Ontology annotation, molecular function: transcription cis-regulatory region binding; DNA-binding transcription factor activity, RNA polymerase II-specific; zinc ion binding. Gene Ontology annotation, biological process: positive regulation of transcription by RNA polymerase II. The transcript has 2 exons. The record is from RefSeq and is a predicted model, not a curated record.
AUGCCAUCCUCAAAACCCGAGAGACAACGUACUAGGACAUUGACAGGAUGCCAGACCUGCCGCGAACGCAAGUUGAAAUGCGAUGACACUCGACCAGCUUGUAGAAGAUGCCUAACAUUGGGUGUCGAGUGUCAAGGUUAUGGAGUCAAGUUAUCAUGGCUCAUCUUCGAGCCUAGCCGUGGAGGCAUAAAGGAGGCAAAUGCUGCGUCAAAGCGAGGCAAUGAGUCGCCCAGAGGCAGGCCGAAGGGCUCAUUCGAGCCUUCCAUUGCAGGGAAUCGUCGGCCUCUAUUUACAGACCGCGAGAAAGCAGAUAUGAUUUACGAGAUCCAGAGGGACUUUCUAGCCGGCGAUCAGGACUCCAACAUCGAUCGCGCUAUCGACAACCUUGACGCAUUAGCUGAAGAUCUCGACGGUCACUCACGACCUGGCAGAGGUUUUGGUCCAUUUGGCGUCUUCGGUCUUGACAUCCAUACUCAACCGGACGUGAUCGACGACGGUCUCUUCGAUACACCAGGAGCGGAUGUGAGAUCCUCAGGCGGCGAAGAAGACCAUCCUACACCCGAGCUUGUGCGAGGUGGAAUGUUUCCGCUCGACAGUGGCCCUGCUGUUGAUCUUGACGAGGCUGCGUUGCCUUGGCUCAUCGGUGUAGAUGAGAUCACGCUGCCAUGGCUCGAUGAGAUCGAUAACAAUACUGCCCCGACACUGGCAGAUCAGUUUCCCGCCCCAGUUCCGGCGAUUUCAGCCCAGUUUAUACCUGGCUUUUUCGAUCAUCGGCACUAUGCACUCGCCAACAUAAACCACGCUCCUGCUGCUAUGCUUGGUUUCAUCUCGCCAUCCUAUGGCAGACAGACACCACCUGCUGCUCGUGGAAGGGUGGAAGACAUGUUUGCAUCUGGAAUCCCUGAGCAGCCACAUUGGGCAGGACACUCGAGCAUGAGCCGUAUUCCCAGGUCACUGUCGAAUAUGGAGAACAUCUCGCGCAUUCCAUCCGAGGCUCGCUUUCUGCUGGAAUACUAUUCCACUGACGUGGUGGACUUUAUGUGCCAUUUACCGAACCCUCAAUCACCGUGGCGGACUAUCCACUUUCCUGGCGCCAUGAGUACUAUGGCAGACCUAUUGGUCUUUGGAAGCACCAACAAUGCUCGAAUGGCGCUUUUCUAUGCUCUACUCUCCAUUUCAGCCAAUCAUCUGGGCUCCAAGAUUCCUUGGUCAGCACAACUGGAGAGACGAUCUCAAGAUGCAGCUAGGGACUCCGGAUCCAAUGACUCGAGAGAAAUGUCCAACUAUUGGUUGACAAAGGGCGCCUCAUUUGAAGAUAUGGCUACGGCGCAGAUACAGAGCUGCCUGGAUCUGAGCGAGGAUCACGAAGUCUACCGCGAGCUUCUGGUGAGUUUGCUGAGCAUGGUUACAAUAAGUGUGACAAGCGGAAAGCUGGAUCGCGCUCAUCUCUACCUUCGACGGGCCAACAAGCUGAUUGAGAUGUUCGUUGCCCGAUCACAAGGUUCAUCUUUCAAAUCCAGCAAGAUAGCCGCAUUGCACCAGAUUUAUUCCUAUCUGCAAAUCAUCUACAGCAGUACACAUGUCUCCAAAACGUUGAACAGGUCAGGGUUGGAACAUCGGGACAUAGUAUGGCCCGCCAAUGAGGGAGCAACUUCUGUCGAAGUGUUGACUGCCACCGUUACUGGUCCGCUGUCACUGCCGACCCUUGAGAACAAUCUCGAUUCACUUGCGCAGCACAGGGAUGACUACCAGCUCUUCGCCAAAAUAUAUGGUGUACCGCGAUCUCUUCUGACGCUCAUAUCCCGGGCUUCUGCACUAGCCCAGAAGCUGGAAGACGAGGAAGGGACACCAGACAGCAGUUCUCCGAGCAACUACAAUUUUCGAAACCGGUGCGAGCUCCUGGAAGACCAGAUCUGCAAUUGGCAUCCUAUGGAUGACGAGGUUUCUCCCAUGCCAGCAUCGACCACCUAUGAUCCCGAGGUCGGCUCGCACCUAGUCCAAGCAAUGCACGACGCUCUCAUCGUUAUGUUCUUCCGCAGAGUCAGACCAGUCAAUCGCAUGGUCCUUCAACACUAUGUUGAGAGUGCAGCGGAUCAUCUGAACGAACAAGAAGAUGUCAAGAGUCGAACUGGUGUAAAGCAGCCCGCACUUCUGUGGCCAUGGUUCAUGGUCGCCUCAGAAGCAAUCAGAGAGCCUAUCCGGGACAAGCUGCGCCUGUGGUCGAAUGUUGCAAGGCAAUAUGGCGGACGAAACCUCGAGAUAGCCGAACAGGUAGUGACUGAGGUCUGGCGAAGACAGGACUUGCGGCUACCGGGCUCUGCCUGGUGGGACGUGGUUCGUGAUUGGGAUGUCACGCUUGUCCUGACCUGA